AUGUCUAUAAAAGUCAGUGGCACCCAGAACAACAAUAUAUUUAAAGAUGAAAAAGAGGGAAAGUUGAGAGAAGUUGGAAACCAAGCUGCGUGGUCUUUAUCUUCGUGUAAACCAGGUUUUGGAGUGGAACAGUUACGUGAUGAUGCAUAUGAUACAUAUUGGCAAUCAGAUGGUCCUCAACCACACCUAGCUAAUAUACAGUUUAGAAGGAAAACAACAAUAUAUGACAUAUGUUUUUUUGCAAAUUAUAAAGCUGAUGAAAGUUACACACCUAAUAAGAUUUCUAUAAGAGUUGGAAGCCAUUUUAAUGAUUUAAUAGAAGUAGAGCUAUUAGAAAUGACAGAGCCAGUGGGUUGGAUAUCAGUGCCAUUAAAAGACUCAAAUGAUAAACCUAUCAGAACAUUUAUGAUACAAGUAGCAAUUUUAUCUAAUCAUCAAAAUGGACGUGAUACACAUGUUCGGAGAAUUAAAGUUCGUUCACCAACUCAUACUACAGAUUUAUCAACUAGUCGAGUACAGACUUAUUCUAGUCCAGAAUUACAAAUGUAUUCUGUUUUAAGAUGA
Lottia gigantea (owl limpet) is the source of this 564-nucleotide messenger RNA. RefSeq lists its product as hypothetical. Gene Ontology annotation, cellular component: anaphase-promoting complex. The coding region runs from base 1 to 564 and encodes 187 amino acids. The record is from RefSeq and is a predicted model, not a curated record. NCBI's taxonomy places the organism in Eukaryota, Metazoa, Mollusca, Gastropoda, Lottiidae. Gene Ontology annotation, biological process: protein K11-linked ubiquitination; anaphase-promoting complex-dependent catabolic process. The transcript is spliced from 3 exons.